Molecule: messenger RNA, 3172 nt
Organism: Tetranychus urticae (two-spotted spider mite)
Lineage: Eukaryota; Metazoa; Arthropoda; Arachnida; Trombidiformes; Tetranychidae
Product: glycogen synthase kinase 3 beta homolog shaggy
Biological process (GO): signal transduction; regulation of microtubule cytoskeleton organization; peptidyl-threonine phosphorylation
Cellular component (GO): cytoplasm; nucleus; axon
Molecular function (GO): ATP binding; protein serine/threonine kinase activity
Source: RefSeq, a predicted model, not a curated record
ACGAAUAAAAAUUGAAAAUUAAAAAAUCAUCCAAGGAAAUGGUAAAAAAUUCACUUGUCGUUUUAAGUUAGCAAUUUGCAAUUUAUGCAAAAGUGUCGACCUCUGUUAACUCUAUUGGAUAUAUUGUCAUAGAGUAACCAUUUUUAACCAUUCACGGAUGCUCUACCCGAUUCUUCAAUAACCGACUUGCGCUUGCAGACAGAGUAUCAAAUUGUCUCAACAGCUUUUCAUCAAAUUUAAUUUAUUUGGAGUUAGAGUAUUGGAUAAAAUUGAUUAAUGUGGUGAUUUCUUGAAUUAUGUUAUUACCUGUGCAUCUUGUGAAGAUUAAUUUUAACCAAAUACCUAGUUGAAACCUGAUUUCUGAGUCUUAAGAGUCAAUCAGCCAUCAAACCAUCAGCGAGCAGCCAGGCUCAGCCUCACCAAAAUGGCGGAUGGUAAAGCAAAUGAGAAAGAUGUUAAUACUGUUCUCGCAACUCCAGGCCAAGGACCUGAGCGACCUGUAUCUAUUACAUAUACAAAUUCAAAGAUAAUUGGCAAUGGCUCGUUUGGUGUUGUGUAUUCGGCAAAACUCGCCGAUACUGGCGAAAUGAUAGCCAUAAAAAAAGUGUUACAAGACAAGAGGUUCAAAAAUAGAGAGCUUCAAAUUAUGCGUAGACUGGACCAUUGUAAUAUCGUGAAAUUAAAAUACUUCUUUUAUACAUCUGGGGACAAGGUAAAGAAAGACGAAAUUUAUUUAAAUUUGGUUUUAGAAUACAUCCCUGAAACGGUUUAUCGAGUUGCAAGGCAUCACAGUAAACAGAAGGUCCAUAUAGACAUGUCACUCAUUAAGCUGUACAUGUAUCAACUAUUCAGAAGUUUAGCAUACAUCCAUUCUUUAGGAAUUUGUCAUCGCGAUAUUAAACCACAAAACCUGCUUUUACAUCCAGAGACUGGUGUAUUGAAGCUAUGUGAUUUUGGAAGUGCAAAACAUCUUGUCGUUGGUGAACCAAAUGUUUCCUACAUUUGUUCUCGCUAUUAUCGAGCUCCGGAGCUGAUAUUCGGUGCUACAGAUUACACAACUAUGAUAGACGUUUGGUCUGCUGGCUGUGUAUUAGCUGAAUUGCUCCUUGGGCAGCCUAUUUUUCCAGGCGACUCUGGUGUUGACCAGCUUGUUGAGAUAAUCAAAGUCCUUGGCACUCCGACGAAAGAGCAGAUAAAGGAGAUGAAUCGCAAUUAUACAGAAUUCAGAUUUCCUCAGAUUAAAGCUCAUCCUUGGCAAAAGGUUUUCAGAGUUCGAACACCACCCGAUGCAAUCGAUCUAGUUUCCAAAUUACUAGAGUAUACACCUUCGCAACGGAUAACGCCUUUACAAGCUUGUGCUCAUCACUUUUUUGAUGAAAUACGAGAUCCUAAUUUCAGACACUACCCUAAAUCUGGUGACUUACCCCCGCUUUUCAAUUUUACUGAACAUGAAUUGAAAAUUCAGCCUUCGCUGAAUUCAAAACUCAUACCUCCCCAUGUACGAGGGACUGGUGGUCUACCAGUGUCAACUUCUGGUUCAACCAUGUCGACAUCCUCAAGCAAUGCGGAAAUCACAUCAAACGACUCAAGUAGUGUAUCCACAGUUAUGACUAACAUACCCACCAGUACAAGCUCUCAAGAACUAAAUCCCAGUGGUGAUGCUUCCUCAAAAUCAUCAUAAUUAUCAUAAAACCACUAUCACUAUCACUAUCACCACCAGUUUUCAUCAUCUUUCUCAUCAAUUUCAUCAUCAAUCAUCAUUCGUCAUCACCAUUGUUACCAUCAGCAACAAAUAUAUACAAGGAAUCAAGAUAUAAAUUCCCACAUUGGUAAUAACGCUUUGGGUGCCAACGAGUAAUUAAAAUAAUGAUCCGAAAUUUGAUAAAAUGCCUUUGCACGCAUUUUAAUCUCCUUUUUUCUCUCUGCCCUUUUUUUCUUCCUAUUUCUCUUUCUGUCUCUUUUUUUUCGCCUUCCCUUUCUCUCUUUCUCUCCUCUGUUGCGUUACACUAAAUUUACAAAAACAAUGAAAAAAAUCUAACGGCUUGACGAAGAUAUAAUUAUAAUAACUUAAUUAAAGAGCAAGGAACAGCCGAUUCUGUAGAUAAUUAUACAUACACUUAUAUAUAUAUUAUACUUAUGACACUCACUCACCUUAUGCAUGAAAUUGCAUAUUAUAACUUUGAAAAUACAUGUUGAAUCGGAAAACCCCAAACGAAUCUUGAUUGAUUAAUAUUAAUCUCUGCAAAUGUCGUUACAAUUGUUCUUGGGCUGCUUUUAAUAGGGUAACCGUAAUUAUUGAUGAGAUUUUCAUCGGUUGCUGAUGAUUAGUUUACUGUCCAUUAAUUGAUUAUACUCUAGUCUAGUCCCUUGAACAUUGUACUCAUCGCUUACCCUUCAUUAACAUCAUCAUCAUCACCAUAAUAAUUUCUCAUCAUCUUUCUUCAUCCCGAUCAUCAUCAACAUCAAAAAAGUGGAGAUUUUAACUGAAAUUGUGAAUUUAGGUAAAACUUGAAGUCAUACGCAAGAAUCAGAUUAACAUUGGUAAACAAAAAAUUAUGUUAAUCACUCUUUUUUUGUCUAAUUAUUUAUAAAGUCAUGCAAAAUGUCAUCAAAUUGACUAAUUGGAAAGGACUUUACAGUAAUUUGAAAGCUUUAAACAUACACGAGAAAACAACAAAUAUUGAUUAAUGAGACCAGCUUGUGAAUGAAACUGCCAACAAUCAAGAUGUCAUGUUUAAUUAUGAAUACAAAAAGUCACCUUUUUACCGUUUAUCCUUUAUUUUGGAUGAUUUCCUUUAACAAUUUACCGAAAUCAACAAUUCUGAUGACAAUAAUAGAAGAAAAAAUCAAAUACCAAAAGUCGAGUUUGUUGAGACUGAUGAUUUGUUUAAAUCAUUUGUUUUCCUUCAUAUGAGUUGAACGUCCAUUUUGUGUCCACAAAUCUGCAGGUUGAUCACUUUAAUAUUAUUACUAUUAUGAUUAUUAUUAUUACUAUUAUUAUUAUCUUUAUUAUUGUUAUAAUUACUGUUAUUAAUAACACACAAUUUGAUGGAUUCAUUGGGAUUGUUUCGAUGAAAAACAAAAGGCCAUGAUUUUGAGCUGAUAAACCCAUCCUUAUAUCAAUCCCAUUCACUCAACAUAAUCUAUCUUAAUAAAGAUAGUAACGAUCACC